Aspergillus nomiae NRRL 13137 is the source of this 741-nucleotide messenger RNA. Its product is annotated as AN1-type zinc finger protein. The record is from RefSeq and is a predicted model, not a curated record. Lineage: Eukaryota; Fungi; Ascomycota; Eurotiomycetes; Eurotiales; Aspergillaceae. Gene Ontology annotation, cellular component: cytoplasm. Gene Ontology annotation, molecular function: zinc ion binding. The coding region runs from base 1 to 741 and encodes 246 amino acids. The transcript has a single exon.
AUGCCCCAAAGCCGGCGACUGGGCUCGCCGACGAAACGCUCAGAACACCAGCCCGGGCACCAGUCUCCCUACGCAGAAACCCACGAUCUACAACUCCGACCAAUGCGCGCAUCUCGAUUGCAAAACCCUUAUCAACACGAUGAAGGACCCGGCGUCCGAUGCCCCAACUGCAACCGCCAGUACUGCCUGAAGCACCGCCUCCGCGAGGAACACGACUGCGCCAAGAUCACCCCGCUGGGCGGUCGGCCGGCCGGCGCAGGCGCCAACAACGCCAACGAGACGCUGCGGUCCAUGUUCGCCCGCGUCCGCACAUGGGGCAAGGAUAAGAGUCAUGCGGCCACCCAGAGCCUCACCCCGACGCCGAAACCGAAUAGCCCCGCGGCGCGGGCGGUCCAGCUGAACGCUCUCAAGAAGUCUGCCAAGGGCGACGCCAAUGUUCCCGCCGACAAACGCCUCUAUCUCCACGUCGUCGGCACAUCGGAUACGCAGAGGGUGGACCCGCCCAAGGGCGACUUCUAUUUCGAUAGCCGGUGGAAGGUCGGGCGGGUUCUGGAUGAUGCGGCGCGGCGCCUGCGCAUCGAGAACGUCAACAAUCGUGCGGAGGAAAAGGAGCGACUCCGCAUCUUCCAUGUCGAGUCGGGCGAGUUCCUGGAGUUCUCGGAUGCACUCGGAGCCGGGAAGCUGCAGUCUGGACACACCAUCGUCUUGAUGAGAGGUGCGGGUGUGAUGCUGGGGAAGUAA